GUUUAAGAGUCAGGCUGUUUGAAACGGCAAAGCAAGCACCUUCCAACUGACGACUAACUUGUGAAACGGGCAAGCGUGAGACCUUGUGUGGUUAUAUUUAAGGGUUAAGGGUUUCUGGAAAGCGGUGCUACUUACAGAGAUGUCCUCAGACGAAGAGGAACCGACCAGUCCCGUUCUGCCCAAAGACUCGGACCGGGGCAGCUCUGUGUCCUCUGAGCUUCAGGAUGAGUAUGAGGAGCUCCUUCGCUAUGCUGUUGUCACCCCCAAGCUCGACAUGCUUAGCGUUCAGAUGAAGCAGCAGCGCGCCUCACAUCUGUCUGCAGUGGGUGGGAGUAAAGAUGACACAAAGUCCCAGCAUUUACCAGAUCCUCCCACAGAAGCUAAGGAUGGGAGGCACUCUAGCAGGAGUGUGAGAUCAUCACAGGCCUCCCCCUUGAUUGUUGAGCCCCCAACACACUCGAGAGCCUCUCAUGCUGAGAAGAUGGCAGGUCAGUCAUCUAGCAGGACAUCGCUGCUCUCAGAUGAUCCUUCAGAAAGGUUACAGGUGGUGUCUGAGAGGUCCAGGCGAGAUACCCCAGAACCCUUUGAGUUUGCUGUGACGGAGCUGUUUAUUUCAGAGGAGAACAUAAACAGGAUGGAGAACAUUCUGGACACGUGGAGCAACAACCUCAAGUCAAAUGUGCUGACGGAGCUACGGAAGUGGAAGUUGGCCUUCGUUGAGCAACACAAGAUGGAGAUGAUGAAGGAGAGGGAGAGGCAUGCAGCCCAGACAGCUGGCCUGAAGUCAGAGCUAGAUAGCCUUAAACAGCUGCUACAUACCUACGAGACAUCCAACCAAAGGAAAGAUGAGGUGAUCGGGAACCUGAGCCAAGUGUUAGACAGACAAAAAGAAAAGCUCGAGAAGAUGAGGGCAUUCACACACUGGAGACUUCAGCACAUUGAGGCUAAAGAAGAGGCUCAUUCUUCUCAGGUGGCACGGCAGCACUACAAUUUGCAGCUGAAGAAGAAGGUGUGGUUUGCCUGGCACUCUCUGAUCCAGAAACACUGGAAGGUCAAGAUGGAGAGAGCGUGCCGUUCAAGGGCUGAAGAGGUCUGCUCCCGCAUGUCUAUGGAAUAUGAGUCUAAGCUAGCAGAGCACUGUGAGGCUAUAGAGAAGGCCCAGGCAGAGAUUCAGCGACUACGACUAGAGCGAGAGCGGUAUGAAGAAUCCAUGAAGAAAGCCUUCAUGAGGGGCGUAUGUGCUCUCAACAUGGAGGCUCUCAACAUGUUUCACUCUACAGAGGGACGGCCAGGGGACCCUUCAGCUCACGAUCAGCAUGUUCCUCUGCCUCCUCAGGAUGAGCAUGGCUCUGCCGCUAUGGCUCCGCUUCAGCCAUAUCCCACCUCUUCCACACGGUUCAGUCCAGUCCAUUUUGACCACCCAGACCCGUCCCACAGUGAAGCAGAUGAUAUGAUGGGCUCUGGUGCCCCCAUGUCCCAAGAAGAAGCACUCCCUCCCACUACAGUGGUGCACAGCUCACUCCCUCUUGGGGGAAUUACAAGUUCUCACAAAAAGGUCAGUAGUCGUGUCGUCACAGCAAGUCAGCAAAAACCCUCAAAGACUGUAACGGCUCGUAUCACUGCGCGCCAUGAGGCCAGUAAGGCGGCACGUAGCAGCCUGCAGGUGAUGGGAGUAACUCCACCCAUGAGCUCUGUGAUAGUUGAACGGCAUCAUCCUGUUACACAGCUCACCAUUGGGCAAGCCACAGCUGCUAAGUUCCCUCGCUCUUCCCAACAAGGCCACACAUCCGCUGCAGGCAGACGGCACAGAACACACAGCAGCUCCUGUCACACACACUCCAUCAAAGUAGUUGACUGAUCACACACACAUAUCUCGCACAAAGAUGUUCUUCAGCUCGUCUCAAUUUAAGACUUAACACCAGCUAUGCAACAAUCCUAAUUGCUGGAAUUUCUUUUACCUUGAUAUGAAGGCCAUUUUAUAUUUUUUAAAUUGUUCUCGACUUUUAAAUGUGAAUGUGUUUCGUUUGGAAUUAUUACAGACUGAACAGAAGUUUAGAGAAUUCCAAAAUGGAAAUUUAUUACUUUAUUUAAAAUUAUGCACAGAUGACAGUGUACUGUAAGGUGGCAGUCCAAUACCACAUGUUGUUUACUUGACUAAACCAAAGCGAUAUGCUAAUGAUCUGACGCACAACAUUAUUUCUAAAAUAAAAUAUUUUACUGCAAA
Molecule: messenger RNA, 2224 nt
Organism: Archocentrus centrarchus (flier cichlid)
Lineage: Eukaryota; Metazoa; Chordata; Actinopteri; Cichliformes; Cichlidae
Gene: poc5
Product: POC5 centriolar protein homolog (Chlamydomonas)
Exons: 13
Coding region: 140-1858 (572 amino acids)
Biological process (GO): eye photoreceptor cell development
Cellular component (GO): photoreceptor connecting cilium
Source: RefSeq, a predicted model, not a curated record